Molecule: messenger RNA, 465 nt
Organism: Saxophila tyrrhenica
Lineage: Eukaryota; Fungi; Ascomycota; Dothideomycetes; Mycosphaerellales; Extremaceae
Gene: RPS18
Product: ribosomal 40S subunit protein S18B
Exons: 3
Coding region: 1-465 (154 amino acids)
Biological process (GO): translation
Cellular component (GO): cytosol; ribosome; small ribosomal subunit
Molecular function (GO): RNA binding; structural constituent of ribosome
Source: RefSeq, a predicted model, not a curated record
AUGUCUCUCGUUUCCGGCGAGAAGUCGAACUUCCAGUUCAUCUUGCGUCUCCUCAACACCAACGUCGAUGGCAAGGAAAAGGUCAUGUACGCCUUGACGCGGAUCAAGGGUGUCGGUCGCCGCUACAGCAACUUGGUCUGCAAGAAGGCCGACGUGGACCUCAACAAGCGCGCCGGCGAACUCACCUCGGAAGAACUCGAGCGCAUCGUCACCAUCAUCCAGAACCCAACGCAGUACAAGAUCCCCUCCUGGUUCCUCAACCGCCAGCGCGACAUCGUGGACGGCAAGGACAGCCAGGUGCUCGCCAACGGCGUGGACAGCAAGCUGCGCGACGACUUGGAGCGGCUGAAGAAGAUCCGCGCGCAUCGUGGUCUGCGGCACUACUGGGGCUUGCGGGUGCGUGGGCAGCACAGCAAGACGACGGGCAGGCGGGGUCGGACUGUUGGUGUGUCGAAGAAGAAGUAG